Molecule: messenger RNA, 1226 nt
Organism: Elaeis guineensis (African oil palm)
Lineage: Eukaryota; Viridiplantae; Streptophyta; Magnoliopsida; Arecales; Arecaceae
Product: lipid phosphate phosphatase epsilon 1, chloroplastic
Biological process (GO): protein N-linked glycosylation; lipid biosynthetic process
Cellular component (GO): intracellular membrane-bounded organelle; endoplasmic reticulum membrane
Molecular function (GO): dolichyldiphosphatase activity
Source: RefSeq, a predicted model, not a curated record
UCCAUUCUUUUUUUUUUGUAGAACCGUUAGCUCCAUGCUUGCUAAAAUGAUCCCAUCCACGAUUUCUUUUGUCUAGACUUGGAUAGAAUUAAAGCAAGCCUUUUGUCUAACACAAAGAAAUUUUCUCCCGUUUCUCUGUCCUCUGAUCAGUUCCGUCGUUUUUGAUCACAACCAACAGGGAAUCCUCUAUUAACCUUGUGUUCCAAUCACCUCCCUUCUCCAAAAGAUGCCCUUCUGUACCUUGCCGAGACUCCUGAAGCCCCUCCUCUUUGCUGCUACCCCAACGGCGAAAAGAUGUUAUCACCCGUUCUCUCCUCGGCUCCCCAUCCUCCACCCAUCAAAUCCCUAAAUCCCAUCUCGUUUCGUCAGCUCCCCACCUUUAAAAAUCCGAUCUUGAUGCGCAGAUUGGGUUCAAAAAGCCGUCUUGGUGGACGAUCGAGGGUUUCCAAGUCUAAGGGCAUCAUGGAAUUGGCCAGGGCUGAUGCUUUCGAGAGCACGAGUAUUGAGGAAGAUGGAGCGGGUGAAGCGGAGGCGAUUCUGGAGAACAGGCCGUCGGUGUUCGCUCGUGAUUUUUCAUCGGGAGACCUCGAAUCGACUAUGAAUCGAAUGAGCAAGUGGUUCGUGGCCGGUCUUUUUGGACUUAUCAUACUGUGGAAGCAUGAUGCCGGAGCCAUGUGGGCUGCAAUGGGAUCUGUUGUAAAUGCAUGGCUCUCAAUUACUUUGAAGCAGAUACUAAAUCAUGAAAGACCUGAUUCUGCUUUGAGAUCUGAUCCUGGAAUGCCAUCGUCACACGCACAGUCCAUCUUCUAUGCUGCAUUAUUUGCAAUUCUGUCAUUGGUCCAUUGGCUGGGGAUAAAUUUAUUUACAGUAACUGUUGGGAUUUUUACCUUCACAAGCGGCUGUUAUCUUUCAUGGCUUCGGGUAUCCCAACAACUUCACACAGUCAGCCAAGUCCUCGUUGGUGCUUUGCUGGGAUCCACCUGUGGUAUUAUAUGGUUCUGGAUGUGGCAUUCUUUUGUAUUAAAUGCAUUUGUUUCCUUUUUAUGGGUUCGGAUCCUGGUGGUUGUUGGUUCGGUAACAUUCUGUGUGGCCUUCUUGCUUCAUGUAGUUCAGCACUGGCUCAGGGAUGGGUGAUAAAUAUCAUGGACAAGUAAAAAUUAAUAGAAACCAAGCAAUCUGGUUGUGUUGUUCUUAGAUGCAUUACAUUACAUGUGAAGAAUUUUGAC